AUGUUUGGCAACCGCGUGGGUUUCGUGAAACUCAAGUCGGAAGUCAAAGACCGAGACGGCGACUCGCUUGCUGGAAUUUGCUUCCUGCGUGGUGGUUCCGUUGCCGUCCUGGUUAUUCUGGAGUGUGCGGAAACUGGACUGGAACACUGCUUGCAGGUGCAGAUUGAUAACGUCUGCACUGCGCAGCCGAGGCAUAUGGCCCUUCCGGCAGGCAUGCUGGAUGGGAACGGUGAUUUCACCGGUGCGAUGGCCCGCGAGAUGGAGGAGGAGACCGGCAUAAAAUGUCAUGCUGCAAAUUUGAUCGACAUGACCGCCCUUGCCUAUGGUGACAAGUUCGAGGGCAUGUACCCUUCGGUUGGUGCUUGUGAUGAGUUCAUCCGCCUUUUCCUGUUCAGGAAGGUCAUGCCUCCUGGCUGCAGAGCUUGUUCUCGUGAGAAUGUGCCGCCCAAGUGA
Molecule: messenger RNA, 453 nt
Organism: Symbiodinium pilosum
Lineage: Eukaryota; Dinophyceae; Suessiales; Symbiodiniaceae
Source: the annotation of a GenBank genome assembly